ACCACAACCACCGCAACUUGCAACUCCUCAUUGGCCCAGCAAACAGUGAAUUAUGGUGUCCAAUACUUAAAUGCGAAUUUAACACAGCUGAAUGCAACCAGUUCAACUUACAAUUGCGUCUAUGAUUUAAUUUCAGCAGGCACCACCAAUCACACCUACCUCGGUUGCGUCUACAGUACGGUGAACAUUUGCAACUUUACACCAUGGUCGUAUACAGCUCGCCACUGCUUAGUGUGCAACGGUAACAAUUGCAAUCGCAAUCCAGCGGAUCGCGCCACUGGCAGCAUCUUCACAUUGACAGCGGCCAUUGUUUUGGCAUUUGUGGCAAAAAUUAUGUACAACUGAGUGGUCUCCAAAUAUUUUUAUUGUUUUUGUAAAAUAAAUAAUUGUUGUUAUUAGUA
Rhagoletis zephyria (snowberry fruit fly) is the source of this 401-nucleotide messenger RNA. RefSeq lists its product as uncharacterized. Lineage: Eukaryota; Metazoa; Arthropoda; Insecta; Diptera; Tephritidae. The record is from RefSeq and is a predicted model, not a curated record.